This is a messenger RNA of Canariomyces notabilis, 1560 nucleotides long. RefSeq names its product amino acid transporter. Gene Ontology annotation, biological process: transmembrane transport. The record is from RefSeq and is a predicted model, not a curated record. NCBI's taxonomy places the organism in Eukaryota, Fungi, Ascomycota, Sordariomycetes, Sordariales, Chaetomiaceae. The transcript is spliced from 3 exons. Gene Ontology annotation, molecular function: transmembrane transporter activity. Gene Ontology annotation, cellular component: membrane. The coding region runs from base 1 to 1560 and encodes 519 amino acids.
AUGGCAACUGAGAGCAAAGCCGAACCAUCCAAGCUCGACUCGUUGAACGAUGACGCCUACCUCCAACGACUGGGCAAACGGCCGGUCCUCAACCGCAGCUUUGGCUUCAUGUCCAUGUUGGGCUUCUCGUGCUCAGCUCUGCUGUCAUGGGAAGGCGUGCUGGUCACCUCGGUGCCCGGGCUCUUGAACGGCGGCCCAGCGGGUGUGAUAUACGGGUUCCUGAUCAGUUGGAUCGGCACCAUAUCUGUCUACGCUGUGCUGGCAGAACUUGCUUCCAUGGCCCCAACCACCGGCGGACAGUAUCACUGGGUGGGCAUGCUGGCACCUAAGUCCUGCAGAAAUUUCCUCGUCUACCUAACCGCCUGGCUUACAACCACGGCGUGGCAAGCUAUCGCCGUUUCGACCGGAUACAUCACGGCGACCUUGCUACAGGGCAUCGUUGUGCUAGCUCAGCCAUCCUAUGUCCCAGAACCCUGGCACACGGUGCUCAUUCUGUGGGCGGCCAUGCUGUUUGCCGUUAUCAUGAACUCGACCACGAGCCAAGCGCUGGCCAGAUUCGAAGGCCUCAUCCUCGUUCUCCACCUGGCGGGCUUCUUCGGGGUGCUGGUGCCGCUGGUGUACUUUGCGCCGCAUAACGAUGCGCAAACCGUCUUCACGUCGUUCAUCAACGCCGGAGGCUGGUCGCCACAGGCCUUGUCCUUCCUCAUUGGCUUCCCUACGGUAGCUACCUCCCUCGUGGGUGCGGACUGUGCCGUGCACAUGUCGGAGGAGAUCCAGUCGGCCGCUCUUGUUGUGCCCCGGGCACUGAUGUUUACCAUCUUUCUCAACGGCCUGUUUGCCUUUGGCAUGAUUAUUGGUCUCAUGUUCUGCCUGACCGAUUUGGAAUCGGCCCUGGGAGCGGCAACGACCAUGUUCUACCCCUUUUUGCAGAUCUUUUAUUCGGCUGUUGGCUCGACCACGGGCGCCUGUCUCAUGGCUGGGGUCAUUCUAGUCUUGGCUGUUGCUAGCAGUGUGAGCGUCUAUGCUUCGGCUUCACGCAUGCUGUGGUCGUUCUCGCGCGAUAAAGGCCUACCGUUUCACAGACAGCUUGUCAAGCUUUCUCGCAAUUCUCUCCCCGUCGUUGCCAUUGUCACCACCUUGGUGAUAACCAUGCUGCUCUCGCUCAUCGCCCUCGGAUCGGCGGUAGCCCUUAGCGCUCUGCUGUCCCUGAUCAUUUCAGCAUUGUAUUCUUCCUAUCUUUUGGUAUGCUGUUUGCUUCUCUGGUGUCGUAUUACUGGCAAGAUCCAGUCUCACAUCAGCGGCUCCGAUGUUACAGAGCUUGGCUUUCUUACUUGGGGGGUAUGGAGAAUCCCUGAGCCGUUGGGGACUAUGAACAACAUCUUCGCAAUCCUCUACACUGUUUUCCUCCUAUUCUGGUCAUUCUGGCCGCAGACCAACCCUACAACCCCUGAGACGGCGAAUUGGAGCAUCCUAGUCUUCGGCUCAGUGGUCAUCUUCAGUAUCUUCUGGUAUAUUGUGCGGGCUCGGCAUCAUUUCAAAGGUCCUAUCAAGGAGGCUUGA